Molecule: messenger RNA, 1325 nt
Organism: Bombus impatiens (common eastern bumble bee)
Lineage: Eukaryota; Metazoa; Arthropoda; Insecta; Hymenoptera; Apidae
Product: elongation of very long chain fatty acids protein AAEL008004
Exons: 4
Coding region: 498-1325 (275 amino acids)
Biological process (GO): very long-chain fatty acid biosynthetic process; fatty acid elongation, monounsaturated fatty acid; sphingolipid biosynthetic process
Cellular component (GO): endoplasmic reticulum membrane
Molecular function (GO): fatty acid elongase activity
Source: RefSeq, a predicted model, not a curated record
CAGCUUUGCGUUGUCAGACUGUAGAGGAUAUCGUUCGUGGUCAAACUAGAGGGAAAGAGAACCUUGGCAUCGGUGUUCCUCAGUGGUGCGUGCUGAAAGACCGAAAAUUGCCACUCCGAUAACAGUUACCUCGGAUACAUCGCGUUUACAGUGUCCUAGUACGACUCCCUUUGCACACCCUACAGCCAACGACAUCCAACUGUUGCUUUUGGUUUUUUCGACGUACUUUUCUCGAACAACGGCCGUUUCGUGACUUCUUCAUUGUUUUGAACUGACUAUUGGUAACGGGUCUUGCGUACAGGACACUCCUCAGCUAUUAAGACGACACGAAGAAAAGCUAGUCACAGGUAGCUACAUCGUGGUUCGUUCAUCGGCAAGGUUCUCUCUUCUUCCGAUACUUUGAUAACCUCGCAUCACGACACCAAGCAUCUUCAUCGUCAUUCGACCGUACCUUUCCGCAACAGAUUUGUCCAUUUACUAGCAAUCAACAAAAAACAAUGUCGACCAUCGUAGAUUGGUACAAAGACGUUAUAAACAAUAAAUGUCAUCCAUACACGCAGGAUUGGUUUCUCGUGUCAGGACCAGGUCCUCUGGCGGUAAUUCUCGUUACCUAUGUGUAUUUUUGCCUAUCCGCUGGACCAAGGUACAUGAAGGACAAGAAGCCGUACGAAUUGAGGAAAACCAUGAUCGUGUACAACUUCGUUCAAGUGCUAUUUAGUAUAUAUCUCUUUUAUGAAGGAUUGAUGGCUGGGUGGCUGCAUGACUACAAUUACUCUUGUCAGCCUGUUGACUAUUCGGACAAUCCAAAAUCUAUCAGGAUGGCUAAGAUUGUGCACUUUUAUUUCAUGUGCAAGUUGACAGAGCUUUUGGACACAGUAUUCUUUGUUCUUCGGAAGAAGAGUCGUCAGAUCUCAACCCUUCACGUGUAUCAUCACACGCUAAUGCCGGUUUGCGCUUGGAUCGGAGUCAAGUUCCUGCCGAAUGGCCAUGGAACGUUCUUGGGCCUCGUCAACGCUUUCAUUCACAUAAUCAUGUACAUGUACUACAUGCUGUCUUCGAUAGGGUCACACAUGAACAAAUAUCUCUGGUGGAAAAAGUAUAUAACGAUGCUCCAGUUGAUUCAAUUUGGCAUGAUUUUUAUCCAUACCAUUCAACUAUUUUUCAACGGAUGCAAUUAUCCGAGGCCUAUUGCGUUCCUGCUCUUGCUGAACGCGACGAUCUUCAUCUACAUGUUCGGGUCGUUCUAUGUCAAAAAUUACCGUAAAAGACAACGAACACAGGUAAAAGAUGAGCAAAUAAAUAUGGCGGCGAAGAAAGUGGAGUGA